This is a messenger RNA of Cydia fagiglandana, 3121 nucleotides long. Its product is annotated as oxysterol-binding protein-related protein 9. The coding region runs from base 107 to 2194 and encodes 695 amino acids. The transcript has 17 exons. Gene Ontology annotation, molecular function: sterol binding. Lineage: Eukaryota; Metazoa; Arthropoda; Insecta; Lepidoptera; Tortricidae. Gene Ontology annotation, cellular component: cytosol; membrane; intracellular membrane-bounded organelle. The record is from RefSeq and is a predicted model, not a curated record.
UCAAACAUAUGGAUUAUUUAUGGUGGUGGGCCUCUGCCGCAGUGUAAAAUUUACUGUUUUUAGUUUUUUCAUGACUUUCGACAUUAUAUUUUCGUUUUAAAUAAUCAUGAUGGAGGGUUCCUUAAGUAAAUGGACCAAUGUGAUGAAAGGUUGGCAGUAUCGGUGGUUCGUUCUGGAUGAAAAUGCCGGACUCCUCUCCUACUACACGUCUAAAGAGAAGAUGACACGCGGCGUUCGACGAGGCUGCGUCCGGCUACGCGCAGCCGUCAUAGGUAUAGACGAUGAAGACGAUUCUACGUUCACCAUCACAGUGGAUCACAAGACUUUUCAUUUCCAGGCAAGAGACGGUUCAGAACGCGAGCGCUGGGUCCGCGCCCUAGAAGACACCAUCUCCCGCCACGGCCGCCGGUCGCGCUGGUCGCGGAGCGUCCCCGCGCCGAGCGCGCGCCACGGCGACCUCGAGCGGCGGAUCGCGGAGGCGGACGCGUACCUGCAGAUCAUGAUCGAGCUGGUGGAGAAAAUGACGCUCAGGGUAUCAGAGCUGGGUGACCCGCACGAGAAAGCGAAAGGACAAGUUAUAUUAGACCAUUCCAAUGCAAUGUUGGAUAACAUAAAACAUUCCAUAGUGCUUCUACAAAUAGCUAAGAAUACAGUAAAUCCCGUAAACGGUGUCUACCAAGGACCAACAAGUACCUCACAAACACAUAUCAAACAAGGGUCAUCAGACGUCUCUCCGCACGUGGAGCUGGGCUCCGAAUGCCGGGAACUGUCUACUUCUACACACUCACUGCCAUUGGAAGCCAUUGACGCGACAAGGCAAGCCAUGUCGCUACUAGUCCCCGACACGUCGUACUCGUCGUCAGAAGGAGAAGACGACUUCUACGACGCGGACGACGGGGUGGAGGACACGCUGCCGGGACCUAGUGCAAGUCGGAAUUGUCCGGCAGAGGGCGCGCCUGAGCCGGACUCGGCGCCGCCCGUCGACCUGCCGCGGACGAGAGAUGGAGAGAUCGACUAUGAUGCGUUAUACGAGGAGGAGUCAGACAGCGAACUCGGUUCGAUGGAGAACCAUGGGUCCGUGGUCACGCAUCUGCUCUCACAGGUCAAGAUCGGAAUGGACCUUACCAAGGUCGUCCUCCCCACUUUUAUACUAGAAAGGCGAUCGUUGCUAGAAAUGUACGCGGACUCUUUUGCACAUCCCGACCAGUUUGUCAAGAUAGUAGACCAGCCAACGCCCCGCGACCGCAUGAUCCAAGUGGUCCGGUGGUACCUCAGCUCAUACCAUGCCGGUCGCAAGUCCCAAGUGGCCAAGAAACCUUACAACCCCAUCCUGGGCGAGGUGUUCCGAUGCUACUGGGACCUGGACGCUAAUGAAUCACAACCCCAAGACAAGCUACAAGAAGUCGGCGACGGGCCGGUUCCCUGGUGUACCCCUGAACAGCUAUCGUUCGUGGCCGAACAAGUUUCCCACCAUCCGCCCAUCUCUGCGUUCUACGCAGAACAUGUUAACAAACGUAUACAGUUCGAGGCGUGGGUUUGGACAAAAAGCAAGUUCCUAGGGCUGUCGAUCGGUGUCCACAACAUCGGCAAGGGUACAGUUACGCUGCUGGACACUGGCGAAGAGUAUACGCUCACCUUCCCUAACGGAUACGGCAGAUCAAUACUAACAGUCCCAUGGAUCGAGCUCGGCGGCUCAGUAUGCAUAGAGUGCGUACAGACUGGCCACAAGGCAAAUGUGGAGUUCCUCACCAAGCCCUUCUACGGAGGCAAGAAACACCGCGUGACGUGCGAAGUGUUCGCCGGGACGGAGAAGAAACCGUACUAUUCGGCGCAGGGGGAGUGGAAUACUAGGGUGGACGGGCGGUGGACGGAGUCAGGGCGCAACGAAGUCCUCUUCGAGGUAUCAAACAUGAAGCCGCGUCGCAAGCGCGUGGCGCCCGUGUCGCGCCAGCAGCCGCACGAGUCGCGCCGCAUCUGGCGCCACGUCACCGCCGCGCUCAGGGCGCAGGACUGCGAGCAGGCCACGCUGGCCAAGAGCAGGGUCGAGCAGGCGCAGCGCGACCAGGCCAAACAGAGGGCGGCCAACGGGGACAAGUGGAACACGCAGCUAUUCAGUCCAGUGGGGGAGGACGCGUGGGAGUACAACGCGCCGCUACGCAAGCGACGCGAGCGCCGCGACGACAGCGAGCGGUAAUGUCGCCACGUCGCCGUCGCGUUGCCGCCGUGUUGCCGUCAGGUUGCCGCCGUGUUGCCAGCACGUUGCUCGGAGACUGGGCCUGUUUCAAGGGCGUUCCACUAGUGUCGUACGAAUCAUACUCUUUAAAGGUGCUGAUAGACUUGAGCAUUUACUUGUGAUGAGCGUUUGACAAACAAUCUGCUUAAAAACUGCGAAUGCUCGAUGCUGUGGUCGAGUGAAUGCUCGAGUCUAUCAGCACCUUAAUACUUUUAAAGAAGGCAAGAUCUUUUGGUCUGAAAAUGUUCAAUAUUUAGGCGAUUUGUUUUUGUUGUUCGCAGUGUGUUGGUUUGUUUAACCCAAACUCUGAUGACCUGAUGGUGAGUUUUCGAUGUUCGAGUAAGCUGAAAUGUAACCCUUCAUGUCAAAAAUUUACUAUUGAAUUAAUAACAUUGAAAUUAUAAAUGACAGCCCAAAUUGUCUAGGGAGUGAACGGGACAAGACAUACGAAAGGUUAACACACUCGUUACUUCGGUAAUAAUAAAAAUGGCUUAAUAUAGUAUCAUAAAACUAGUUUGAUGGAUACCAAGAGUGGCCAUAGAAACUCUGUAAUAAACUAAUAUAACGGAACCUCAUCGAGUUUCGGCGCGUCAGAAUCUAAAAUAUCGUUAGUGAUAAAAAUCACUUCUAGCAUUUUUAAAAGUAAAAGAGUAACGUUAAGUAACUACACUUUUGUAGAAUACGUCAGGAAUGAUAUUAGACUAUUUAUUUAUUAUUCACAUAAAAAAGCCCCCCAACAAAAUAUAUUACGUAUUUUUGACUGAGACCGACGUAGUAGUUAGUUUGUUUACAUCGAGUAGUUCGUUGUUUAUAGGUUAUACGGGUUUAGCUGUUCUGAUAUUUGCCAUAAUUUUAACGAAUUUACCGCCACAUUACUUGGUCAUCAAG